Lodderomyces beijingensis is the source of this 2598-nucleotide messenger RNA. The record is from the annotation of a GenBank genome assembly. NCBI's taxonomy places the organism in Eukaryota, Fungi, Ascomycota, Pichiomycetes, Serinales, Debaryomycetaceae.
AUGCGAAAGAGACAUAGAACGGUUCUCUCGUGUGAUAGGUGCAGAACUAGAAAGAUCAAAUGUAUUUCGUCUGGACAGCAGCAGCCGUGCGAAACAUGUGUUCGGUUGAAAAAGGAAUGCACGUACACCAAGUCCAUGGAGACGAUAGAGAUUGCCAGAUUGAAGAAGCAAAACAAGAAAAAACCACAAAAGAAUCAAGAUCCGAAUGUGCUCCCUCUGCUCAUUGAUCCGAGUGGAAUUAAUGUUCAAGCAUUGCAGAACGAAGCUUUGCAAAAUGAGGCAGUGCCCCGUGAACGUGAACGCAAACGCGAGCGUGAAUGCGUGGCUUCGACACAACCUUCUGCUGAAUCGCUGCCCAACAGUUUCCAAGAAAUCCUACAAAUUAAAUGCAAAAUAGCAGAGCUAGAGAAAAUGAUUGACCGUAGUGGCUCAGACGGGUUGGAGGCCGAGGCCAAGAGCAAUGGGGCUAAUGGCGUCAAUGGGGCCAAUAGGGCCAAAAGUGCACGUGUGCAGAUGAUUCCAGCAGGAGAAAUCAACUUUAGCUACUGCUUUAAAGAUUGGAAACCGUUGCCCUUGAGCCAUAGACCAUUUCCAUACAUGUUGCUAAUGAGACGGGACUCAGGUGCAAAACUCAUUUGGCAAUAUAUGGUUACCAAGGCGAACAAAAAGCGCAACAUUUUCGAUUUUUCGCAACUAUUGAUAGACUUGCCCGAGGAAAAGAUGAACGAGCUACGGACCAAGGCCAGGAUAGUUUUUGGAGAGGCGUAUGUUCCAGGAACGGACGAACCCACAGUUCCACAGGAUUUGCUGAGAUUAAAGGCAAUCAUCGGCAUGAAUGACAGGGGGUUAACGUUUGUGCCUCCCGGCAUCGAUUUCAAUGAUCCCAUAUCGUCUUACUUUAACUUGAUUCCACCUGCAUGGGUCAAUAAGAAAUUACUCAACAUCUUCUUCAAGCAGUUGUACCCUUUUGUUCCAAUCAUUGACGAGUUGGAAUUCAGGUCAACAUUGAAUCGAAUCAUGGGUCCCGAGCUCAACGAUAAUUACAUGAACACUUUCCCCAAUGUAGACUCGUCCAAUGAUUUGGCCAUUUUGGCUAUACACUUGAUCAUGUUGCGACUAGCAUACUUGUCCCUCUUGGACAUGAAGGGACAAGGAUCAUCGCCACUAGUGGCACACCCGGUCUCCUUUGAUGCAUUUAGAGCUGCGGAGACCAUCAUGAAGGAAUUUGAUUUUUCUCGGCGACAGAGCUUGCCCAUAUUACAAGCGGGAUUGAUGCUUCGUGUUUAUUUGAUUAUGUCUCCGGAGAAUAUCAUUACUGGAGCAGCUACCCAGAUCACAAUGGGAUCUAUUAUACAGUUGUGCUACUCGAUUGGGUUGAACCGAGAUCCAGAAUGCUACAACCACAAGCUGGCGAAAGAUUUGAAUCUAAAGAGGAAAAUCUGGCACUAUAUCGUGAUGAUGGAUAUCCUCAACUCGUUGGUGUUCAACACCACGUUGUCAACCGACGUGGAGACGUCAGACUGCAGGCUACCGGAGUUUUCCAGCGAAGGCGCUAACUGCUCCGACCUACGAUUGGAAAACGAUGUCAUAACAAGCUUCCACCGAUACAGUUAUUUGUUCCAGUUGAGUCGCAAAUUGGCCAGCUUCCACUUGCAAGUCAACAAGAACAUACGAGUAGAGGAAGUGAUUCAGCUUUUGUCGGAUAUUGAGGUAGAGCGGCAACGAACAUUGGGCAAAAGCUCCAAAUUUAUAUUCAGCCAAGCCAGCUCGGGUUUUUUGGCGUUGUUGAAUUUGAAAAUUUUCAUUCAGGUGAGUUUCAUCCUUGCUUACACUUAUUUCACCUUGUACCUGUAUUACGAGGCCUUGGAUGUGCCUCAUUACCAAACUGAGUUUUUCAAGAAGACCAUGUACAUAUUUUUGAAAGAUCUUGAAGAACUCAACACGUUUCUUUUCCAUUCACAAAACCAAAAUGCCGAGAUCUUAGUGCUCGCGCCGUUUGCGCAAACGUUUCUUCAUUUCAGUGCCGUUGUAUUUGGCAGUCUCCGAAUGAGGCUCAAUUGCAACAUCAAAUUGCUCGAGCAGAACGGCGACAUAUCUCAGCUCCACACUGCAAGGAAGUUGGUCUCCCAGUUGCGGAUUUUCAAUCACUGUCAAACAAAGCUCAUUGGAGAUAUUUCGACAAGGUACAGGUACUCAUUGAUGUUGAGACGGGUGCACCUCACCGUGUUUAGAAUGAUGGAGCAAGGCAUGUGCGAGAUGCUCGACAGCAGGCUCCAGACAUUAUAUGAAACCUCUGCAUUGAGACUCCCGCGGGAUAUUUUGGAGCGGUUUAGCCAGCUUCUCGAGUCGCAUAUACCCAACUUGGCUCAUCGACACGGGGACUUGUUUGAACCAACGGAUGAAGAGUUGGUGAUGGAGCUACAACGGGAGAAUCUAUGGAAGCAGUUGAAGAAAAUUCAAACUGAAGAGAUGCUCACGAGUUCCUGGAUCGACAAGACAAAGCGAUUCCACAGGCUUACCCUGGACUUUGAGCUCAACUAUUUCAAUUUCAACCUUGAUUUUUUGAAUUUAAACGAACCGAAUUUCUUCAAGGGGUGA